Notolabrus celidotus (New Zealand spotty) is the source of this 7395-nucleotide messenger RNA. RefSeq names its product metal transporter CNNM4 (gene cnnm4b). Gene Ontology annotation, molecular function: sodium ion transmembrane transporter activity; magnesium ion transmembrane transporter activity. NCBI's taxonomy places the organism in Eukaryota, Metazoa, Chordata, Actinopteri, Labriformes, Labridae. The transcript has 7 exons. Gene Ontology annotation, biological process: magnesium ion transport; magnesium ion homeostasis. The record is from RefSeq and is a predicted model, not a curated record. Bases 63 to 2465 code for a protein of 800 amino acids. Gene Ontology annotation, cellular component: plasma membrane.
GUCGUGCUCGUGGAAACGAGUAGGUGACGUCAGUUCCCCUGUUCGCAGAGAGCGAAACAAACAUGGCGAUAGACUCGAAUGGAAGGAGGUUCACGCUGACUUUAGUCCUCUUUUCUUGUGUUUUGGUGGGCAGAGAAGCCGAGGCAGCGCCUUCAGAGACCAGAACCCCCCCUCGGAUACUCGGCUUCAGGCUGGAGAGGAGCGAGACGCCGGCAGCGACCAGCGAGAGGGGGGUAGUUCAGGUGACCGAGUACAGUGACACCCUCUUCAGGUUCUACGGGCUCCACUUAUCCACGGACUGCUCCAAGAUCAUCGGCUUCACGGAACUUUACACCAGCGACAAAGAGGACGAUGACUUCGGAGCCAUCAGUGUCCCCUUUAAUAGGACUUGUCCUGAUAUCUCGAAGGAUAUAGUUGUGAAGGGGUCCAUGGAUGUACGGAACCAGAACACCACCGGGAUAGUCAGCGUCCAGAUCAAGCAGCUCCGUAAGAGCGAGGUGGUGAAGGUGUUCGCGUUGUGCAUCCGGGACCCCCAGGACCAGGAGUGGUACAUGCUGGAUGACAGAGACGGCAGACUUCGAGUAGUGGAGCAGAAGAAGUCUCUGAUGCCUCUAUGGCUCCAAGUGAUCCUCAUCUCGUUCCUUCUCGUGCUGUCCGGCAUGUUCAGUGGACUGAACCUGGGUCUGAUGGCUCUGGACCCCAUGGAGCUCCGCAUCGUGCAGAGCUGCGGCACCGACAAGGAGAAGAAGUACGCGCGGAAGAUCGAGCCCAUCCGGAGGAAAGGGAACUACCUGUUGUGCUCCCUACUGCUCGGGAACGUCCUCGUGAACACCACGCUCACAAUCCUCCUGGACGACCUCAUCGGGUCCGGACUGGGCGCGGUGGUCGCCUCCACAGUGGGCAUCGUGAUCUUCGGGGAGAUCGUCCCCCAGGCUCUGUGCUCCAGACACGGCUUGGCAGUGGGGGCGAACACCAUCAUGGUCACUAAGCUGUUCAUGUUGUUGACUUUCCCUCUGUCCUGGCCCAUCAGUAAGCUCCUGGACUGCGUCCUGGGUCAGGAGAUCGGGACCGUGUACAACCGGGAGAAGCUGGUGGAGAUGCUGAAAGUCACCGAGCCCUACAACGACCUGGUGAAGGAGGAGCUCAACAUGAUCCAGGGCGCCCUGGAGCUCAGGACCAAAACCGUGGAGGAUGUCAUGACCCCGACCAGCAACUGCUUCAUGAUCCACAGCGACGCCGUCCUGGACUUCAACACCAUGUCUGAGAUCAUGGAGAGCGGGUACACCAGGAUACCUGUGUACGAGGACGAGAGGUCCAACAUCGUGGACAUCCUCUUCGUGAAGGACCUGGCCUUCGUGGAUCCGGACGACUGCACCACUCUGAAGACCAUCACCAAGUUCUACAACCACCCGGUCCACUUUGUGUUCCAUGACACCAAGCUGGACUCCAUGCUGGAGGAGUUCAAGAAAGGAAAAUCCCACCUUGCCAUCGUGCAGAAGGUGAACAAUGAGGGGGAGGGAGAUCCUUUCUACGAGGUGCUCGGUCUGGUCACCUUAGAAGACGUGAUCGAGGAGAUUAUCAAAUCAGAGAUCCUUGAUGAAUCUGAUCUUUACACUGAUAACCGCACCAGGAAAAAGGUGGCGCCCAACAAGAACAAGAGAGACUUCUCUGCCUUCAAACAUGAGAGCGAAUCAAAAGUGAAGGUCUCUCCUCAGCUGCUGCUGGCUGCUCAUCGCUUCCUGGCUACAGAGGUGAGCUUGUUCAGCCCGGCUCAGAUCUCAGACAAAGUGCUGCUGAGGAUCCUUCGCCAUCCCGACGUGAUCCAGGAGAUCAAGUUCAACGACAACGACAAGCGCUCGUUCCAUCACUACGUCUACCAGAGGGGCAAGCCUGUCGACUACUUCGUCCUCAUCCUGCAGGGCCGGGUGGAGGUGGAGGCUGGCAACGAGAAUAUGAAGUUUGAGACCGGACCAUUCUCCUUCUACGGGGUCAUGGCGCUCAAUUCUUCAUCACUGGAGUUUCGUUCACCGUCUCACCUCAGCGGGUUGAACCGUACGGCGUCUCUGAGCGGAGCAGACAGGACAGAGUCGAUGUCCGUCAGCGGCAGCAACAGCCAGCUCAACAACAGCCUCCCAUCACAGCAGUACAUACCCGACUUCUACGUCAGAGCGCUCACAGACCUGCAGUUUGUCAAGAUCACACGGUCUCAGUACCAGAACGGCCUGAUGGCGUCUCGUCUGGACAGCACGCCUCAGUCCCCGGAGAGCGGCCACAACAUGGUCCGCCUGGAGCCGACCACUCCCCCUGCCACCACCCCCACCACCACCAACAUCCCCAUCACAGACCUGGGGGCCGACUCCACUCCCAUGGAGAACGGGCCGGACGAGACGACGCUUCUCCUCCUCAACGAGCAGAACUCUCCGCACACAGCGAACCACCACAGCCAGCUGGAGAACAGCAUCUGACCCCGCCUUCAGACACGUUUCUGCUACGUUUGCACGCAUGCACUACUACGCCUGAAUGUAUGCUGAGGAGGGGAGGAGUGUGUGUGUGUCUGUGUGUGUGUGUGGGUGAGGGGGAUGCAGAAAUAUGCUUUUGCACAAAUGGCAAAGCAUACAGAGAUAAGCCAUGUGCAUGCAUAUUGUGUAAAUAUGCAAGAAUUUAACAUACCAAAGUGUUUGUUUCCCAUCAUGAACAAACACACACUCAUCUCUGAUAGAAAGGAGUGUGUGUGUGUGUGUGUGUGUGUGUGUCUGCACGUGCUUUGUUGUAUUAACUGUCAACAAACACCUGAAGGACCUGCUUGUCUGGACCGUGUAGCUCCUCCUUUCCUUCGCGCCGGUCAAUGAUUUCUGCGGUUAGUGAGUUUCCUCCUCUGUGUGUGUGUGUUUUUAAACGUGUGUGUGUGUGUGUGUGUGUGUUGCUCCCCAUUUCUUGUCCCUAAUCAGAGACUCAGGGAGACCCGCCCCUCAUCCCUCAUCCCUCAUCCCUCAACCUGUGUGCCGCAUGUGUAGCAGCCUGCAAACCCCUCCUCAACAUCCAUACAGCUAGAAGACAAAGACGACCUGAGCAUGUCCGCGGAGUUCAAACAAAGUAAUAUAUGUUCCUUUAGAAAUCUAUAACGAGAUAUUUAUUGAUGGAUUCUGUGCGAGACGGACACAGACGGACACACCAGAGACUCCUACUGACGCUUUUUCAGGCGGGGGAAGGGUGGGACGGGUUCGGGGGUGGAUUUAUAAAAACAUAUAUAGCUAUUUUUCCUUCUUGUUUCCUGAUUAGCCCAGAGCCUUUAUCCCAGAGCUGUUAUAGAUUGAGCAGCGAUAGACAGCGUGUCUGUAUCGUGAUUAAGACAAUCAAUAUGAUCAUUAUGAAUGUGUCAAAUGAAAUGUGUAGGGUACGUUAACUGUGGCCGACCCUGUUCUCUCUGUGAACUCUUUUCUUUCCUCUGAGGAGGCGUGAUGAACUGUUUCAGAUCAAUCCUGUAAGAGGGAGUCUCACAAAGGUUGUAGGUGUUUACUGACUUUAUAAGAGAGGGUGUGUGUGUGUCUGUGUGUGUGUGCGUGUGUGUGUGUGUGUGUUGCUUGUGACCAAAAUGGCCGCCAUGAAAGUUGGCGGGAACAUAAACCAAAAGAGGGAAGCUAGCUAGAUCACAUUCUGAAUAGAAAACACAAGAAAAUCUGAGACUUUUAUUUAUUGAGUUCGACGUGUGUGUGAGUGUGUGUGUGUGUGUGUGUGUACAUAUCUUUGUCAAUGUCGCCAAUACGAGGGGAGAAAUGUGAUUUUUAUUUUGCCUCAUUGUGAGAUUUUCCUCGUUCGAUGAUCUUUUGCAUUCAGUGGUUACGUUUGGGUUUCUUUUGGUUGGGGCCGCUCUGUCAAACUGAACAGCUGACUUUGUUUUGUGUUUGUGUUUCUGCAGCCAAACGCACCGUUCAACCCAGGUGUCAGCCAAUUUAACGGGAAACAAUUUUGUACAAGUUUCAGAUUUUUCAGAAUGGUUUGUUUUACAUAGAAAUGCACACACUCCAGUUAUAUUUUACUGUAACGUCUGGGGACUCCUACGAGGAAAAUCAAUCCUUAAACUCAUAAGUUUUGAAACUUGUGACUGAUUUUUCUUUGUUUGAUUUCUGGUGGUGUUUCGGCUUUUUUGUGCUUCUUCAUGAUAUACGUUUUAAUUAAUUAUAAAGGAGGCUUUGUUUUAAAAACCAAAGAGACACAGCUGCUUUUUAUGGGACACCUAUUGCACAGUCUGAUUACCGUGCUAACAUUAACUACAGACACCAAAACACAGCUCAGCCACAUGAAGAGCUGUGUGAGGAAUCUGGCCUGCUUUUUACCAUGAAUCUGACACAAUCACAAGGAGUUCCUAUCGGCCCUGUAAAUGUUGCAGGAAGGGAUUCUGGGAAAUGACAUGGCACAGAUACAGGGAAGCAAUGUACCAUAACACUUCAUUUUAAGAGACAUAAAUUAUUAAAGGUGAAUCUUUUUGAGUUUGUUAAUCUGGAUUUUUUUUUUUCUUCCAUGUUGCUGCUUUCCUGAGAUUAACACUUCAGAUUGUAGAUUCACAGCAGAGUGGAGUAAGGUCGUGUCAGUGGUCGAGUUAUAUUUUAUUGUGUUAAACCAAAAAUUCAAAAUUCAAUCUCAGCCUAAAUUUGUUUAUAAGUGAAGGGUUCAUUACAGGAUAAAGGCCACUGAAUGUUAAACAGUGUAGUGUGAGAAUUCUGUGAUUAGAAAUCUUAGAUUAAAUUCAAAAUUCUGAGGUUAAAGUUGGAAUUCCAGGAUUCCAGGAAAGUCAGAAUUCUGAGAUUAAAUUUAGAAUUGUAUAGAUUACAGUCAGAUUUCUGAGAUAAUAUUCAGAAUUCUGAGAUUCAAUUCAAAAUUCUGAGAUUAUAUUUAUAAUUCUGAGAUUUAAGUUAGAAUUCUUAUUAAAGUUGAAAUGCUGAGAUUAAAGUCACAAUUCUUGGAUUAAAUUCUGAGAUUUGAGUUAAAAUUCUGAGAUUAGAAUUUUGAGAUCAAAGUCAGAAUUCUAGGAUUGAAGUAUGAAUUCUGAGAUUACAAUUCUGAGAUUGAAAUUAGAAUUCUUAGAUUAAAAUUAAAAUUCUGAUAUUAAAGUAAGAAUUAUGAGAAUAAAUUCAGAAUUCUGAGAUUAAAUUCAGAAUUCUGAUUUUAUAGUUCAGAGAUUAAGUUUCCAUCCUGUGAUCAAUUCAGCAUAAAUUCAGAAUUAUGAGAUGAAAUUCAGAAUUCUGUCAUUAAAUUCAGAAUUCUGACAUUAAAUUCAGAAUUCUGACAUUAAAUUCAGAAUUUUGAGAUUAAAUUCAGAAUUCUGAUUGUAUAGUUCAGAGAUUAAGUUUCCAUCCUGUGAUCAACUCAGCAUAAAUUCAGAAUUAUGAGAUGAAAUUCAGAAUUCUGUCAUUAAAUUCAGAAUUCUGACAUUAAAUUCAGAAUUCUGAUUUUAUAGUUCAGAGAUUAAGUUUCCAUCCUCUGAUCAACUCAGCAUAAAUUCAGAAUUAUGAGAUGAAAUUCAGAAUUCUGAGAUUAACUUUAUAAUUCUGAGAUUAAAUAAAAAAUCUAACAUUAAAGUCGGAAUUCUGAGAUUAAAUUUAAAAUUCUAAUAUCAAAGUCAGUACCCUGAGAUUAAAUUCAGAAUUCUGAGAUUGAAUUUAGAAUCCUGAGAUGAAAGUCAGAAAACAUAAACAGAAGAUUAUGUGAGAAUUGUAACUUUAAUCCCAGAAGUCUAUUUUAUUUUCUCAGAUUACUGAGAUUUAAGUUCUGACUUUUUCAGAGUUGUAAAAAGAUAAUCAGGAAUCCUUAUCUUGGUCCUUAUCUUUGGCUCAUAAACUAAUUUAGGCUGAGUUUGACGAACAGUACCUCUGUUGACCUACAACUCAACCAUGCUACUACACCGUACACUAAAUCAACCUGUUAGAAUAUAUUCUGUCAGAGUUAACUCUCAUGACGAUUGGCAUGAUAACAGCUCCACCUGAGCUAACCUAAGACUAAAUUGCUAAAGCUAGUUUGGAUGUAAAAACAACUGCUAAGCUAGCUAGCCAGCACCAGAAGCUAACGUUCAUUCAGUUUAAUCCUUUCACAGUAGUAGAAAGUCAUUUUAUUAUUACAUUAUAUAUCACUAAAGAGUCAAGUUUGGCAACACAUCAUUAACUUUACUCCAUCAUGGUAUCUGGUGCUGUCUGUGAAACAUUGAUUUCUUCUGCACAGUGGACAUCUGUGAGCUCAUGAAUUCACUCUGUCAAAUCCUUCUUUGGUUUGGGUUUGGGUUGAGGUCACAAAACUGAGGUUCAAAGAUUUUAGGAGGAUAAAACAUGAAUUUAUAAUUAUUUUAAUAUUAAGUUGUUAAAGUGAUCUGAUCCCUUUGAGGAGUGGAUUUUUUUCACAUCUUUAAGAACACUUUUGAUAUUUUUCAGGAUGAUUUUUCAAGGAGAAGUGAGUUAAUUUAAAUGAAAAUAACUUCUUCAAAGAAUUUAUGCACCACCCAGAUUGUACUAUAUAAACAUAUAUAUAUACUUAACACAACCAACGGGUUGUCCUCUUCAAACAGCACUUCUGCUUCAAAGAGAUCAUCUAUUUAUAGUUUUUUAAAAUGAGAAUUCCUUGAAAUUGAGUCAUGAAAUUCUUCUGUCGUUAGAAAUACAGGCACUUUAACAGAGACAGCAGUAUUUUCCCGAAAAAGCCACAAAUUUGCCAAAGUUGCUAGCUCAGUACUUCUGUAGUAAUACCUCUACUGACCAAGAUUUCUCAAUCAAACCUCCUAAACAUGACACAGCUUUUUUUUCCACUUCUCCGUAAAGUUACAGGAACUCGCUGACUCUCUGUUGUGUUGCCUUCAAUGUCUUUAAACGACUGUACUGGAUUAUUUUCAUUCCUGAAAUAUAUCUAACAAACACACACACACACACACUCAUUUCAAAUGACUGUUUUUGUUUGUUUUAAUGGCUGAGAUUAUCAUUCACAUGCUUUUGUUGGUGUUGUUUAUGCAUGUGCCUGUGUACAUGUUGGCCGACCCCAGUACCCCUCAUUUGUUUUCAUUUGUUUUGGGUUUGGGUUCAUUGUGUGUGUGUGUGUGUGUGUUUGUGUAUGUGUGUAUGAAUGCCUGUGAAUCAAGUGUGUUCAUGUUUUUUGUACCUCAGAACACUGUCAGUAAUUGUGGGAAACAAAGAUCUUUUUGUAUUUGUUAUUGACUUUGAUUUGGGAUCGGAGCGAAUGGGGCGAUCGAUGUUGUGUUUUGGGGGAUUAAAGUGAUCGUCCUUCAUUCUCUCUGGCAUGCUUUAAGUUAAAAAUAUCAACAGAGAAACAAGGUGUAAAUACUGUUUUAUAAUUUCUGUCUUAAUGAGUUUUGAAGAUGAAGAAGUUAUUAAUAAACCUGAGAUAUAUUUCUCUAUG